UCUCUGUUUGGAAAAGACAUGGAGAAGAACAUUGUUGCUCUCAUCACACACUCAGAUGGUCUGACACCUGAAAAUGUUCUGAAAGCUCUCGGAGAUGCAAAAAUGAAAUGUGCCAGAAAUGAAAAGAAUCAGCCUGUUUACUUCCUGUUUAAUAACUGUCUGGAUGAAGACAGAACAGAGGACACAGAAGAACUUCAUCAUGCAGAUAAAAUAACAACAAGAGGAAUGAGACAGUUCACAGAGUUUCUGGAAAAAACUGCACCUCAGAAUCUGAUGAAAACUAUUGAAGUGUUGGAUUCACGAAUCAGACUGACAGCCUGCAUCCAAAACCUGAAAGAGAGAUUUGAGUUCACUGAACUAAAACAGAGAGAAAACCAACAGACUCAGGAAGCUCUGAAGAAACAUGAAGAAGAGAAGAAGAGAAAUGAGAAGUUCACUGUAGAAGUUGAUGAGGUCUACAAAGAAAAAGAAGAUAUCAGCGGUGGGAUGUGGGGGUUGGUGUUUUAUGAAGGAGCUGUCUGCUGUACAGUCUGUGAGGAGAACUGUCACUAUCCUGGAUGCACACUGGCCUGGUAUCCUGAACACUGUCAGGUCAUGAAAGGUGGCCGCUGCACUUCAUGUACCAGGAAGUGUCCUGUAUCAGAUCAUGUGAAAGAAAAGUGGAUCUAUGUGACAAAGACAAGGAAAGUUCAGAAGACCCUGAAAGAUGUGAAAGAGAAGUAUGAAAGAGGUAAAGCAGGAUGUGAGGAGACAACAAGCCUUUUGGAAACUUUAGAAAAGAAGAUGGAAGAACUUCAGAAAGAAAAAGAUCAGAUGUUGGAAAAGUCCUUCAAACAUGUUGUCAGACUGGAUCAGAUCGCCCUGAAUGCUGAUUCACUGUCCACUCAUGUCCACUUGGACUUCCUGAUUGAGAAGAUGAAGGAGAAAGGAGACGCAGAGAAGGUCCAGAAACUGGAGGAGAUGAAGUGUCGAGAAGGUAAAGGAACCAGAGCAGGACUGCGGUACAUGUCUGCUAAACUAACAGCAGCUGGUAAAGCAGUUAAAGCAGCAGUGAUGUAGCAGGUGAACACCAUCAGUGUGAGCAGCAGCUGUGUAGAAAACAAGCUCUACACUGUUGAUCCAGAUGUUUAAACAUCACAAAGCGAGGAGUGAGGACGCCCCCUGGUGUCUCAUGCUGAGUACAACAGCUCCCUCCCUCCCCCACAUCACAAACUAAACACAGUCAAAUCCUGUUGGACUAAAUCCAUUUAUUUUUUCUCUUCUAAUCAUGUUUUCUCCACUAUGAUUGUGUUUGUGCUUGUAUGAAUAGACGUGUCUUAUAUAUCCACCAUGAUGUCACAAUGUUGAAGCUGUUGGGAAACUAAAGUGAACUCAUUAUAAAGGAGUUUAGCCUGGAGGGGGGUUGAAACCUCUUCCUGUGUUCUGAGAGUGUUAAUAAUAUAUCUUAAUAUCUUUCUCAAUAAUAAAGAAGAUUACAGUUAAUGUGUGUUGUAUCAAAGUCCUAUAAGAGCUGAGGACAGACUGCCUCUCCUCAGUCACACCUGUGUAAUGCUGAUGAUGCUCUGACCUGCAAACAAUAAAGAUCUGCUGACAUUAUGAA
Messenger RNA from Micropterus dolomieu (smallmouth bass), 1600 nucleotides. RefSeq lists its product as uncharacterized. The record is from RefSeq and is a predicted model, not a curated record. The annotation marks the transcript as partial. Lineage: Eukaryota; Metazoa; Chordata; Actinopteri; Centrarchiformes; Centrarchidae. The transcript has a single exon.